AUUGUCCCGCUCUUUUCUUUCUCUCUAGAGCCCAGAGAAAUUCCCUUUCUCUUUAACUCUUUCUCUGUUUGGAAACUGAGAAAAUGCAAGAACAGGCAACAAGUUCCAUAGCGGCCAGUUCUCUGCCAUCUAGUAGUGAGAGAUCCUCCAGCUCUGCUCUUCAAGUUGAAGUCAAAGAAGGUAUGGAGAGUGAUGAAGAGAUCCGGAGAGUGCCAGAGAUCGGUGGGGAAGCAGCUGGAGCAUCGGCAGCAGGUGGAGAUGCCGGUUCGGUAGGCGGUCCGAAUCGGGUUCAGCCAUCCGGUGAGGGUCAGAGGAAGAGGGGUAGGAGCCCAGCUGACAAGGAAAACAAGCGCCUAAAGAGGUUGUUGAGGAACAGAGUUUCAGCGCAGCAAGCAAGGGAGAGGAAAAAGGCCUACUUGAAUGACCUGGAAACUAGAGUUAAAGACUUGGAGAAGAAGAACUCUGAGCUUGAGGAGAGGCUUUCGACAUUUCAGAAUGAGAAUCAGAUGCUUAGACAAGUAAUGUUCUUUCCACCUUAUCUCAAGUCACACCAAUUAUGCAUUUUAUCCCUCUAAAUUCAUAGACAUGAUUAAAGUAAUGCUUGAGUCAGAUAAAGUAUUGACACGACAUUUAUAAAUUACUCAUAAUUACAUUUUGUACCGAAGAUCCUGGGUGUCACAGGAAUGAAUAAAUGUGAUCUCUUGUCCGUGCCCUAGCUUCCUCUUUUGUGCAAAAUCCGUUUUGUUAAGGGUUGGUAGUAAGGUAACUAGGGAUCAGGUGGGUUUGGGUUGGGCCAAUGGACUCUUGGUCGGUUUUGAGCUUCCGCCCAAGCAUGUUCACAAUUUUUUCUGUAUUGUGUGGAGAAGUGGCUAGCAAGGGAUUUGAUUGUGCAUGAUAAAUGUUCGUAUGAACU
Molecule: messenger RNA, 913 nt
Organism: Rubroshorea leprosula
Lineage: Eukaryota; Viridiplantae; Streptophyta; Magnoliopsida; Malvales; Dipterocarpaceae
Source: the annotation of a GenBank genome assembly